This is a messenger RNA of Apis florea (little honeybee), 1961 nucleotides long. RefSeq names its product Synaptosomal-associated protein 25kDa (gene Snap25). Gene Ontology annotation, molecular function: SNAP receptor activity; syntaxin binding. The record is from RefSeq and is a predicted model, not a curated record. Gene Ontology annotation, cellular component: plasma membrane; SNARE complex. Gene Ontology annotation, biological process: synaptic vesicle fusion to presynaptic active zone membrane; exocytosis; synaptic vesicle priming. Lineage: Eukaryota; Metazoa; Arthropoda; Insecta; Hymenoptera; Apidae.
GACAUUUUACCCCCACUAUGAAUCGAAUGCUGUUCUGAAACUCUGCGACUGCUCGUUGCUCAGUAGCUGAGUACUAAUCUUCUAGUCGGAGAGAACAUAGCUUCGUGAAUUUUGCUUACGAUUUUACCGGUUUUUUUACACUUUUAGAUAAAAAGUGUUAGUGAUAAUUCUGAAAUUUUUUAUUUACAAUUCUUCACGAACAAGCUGAUUAUAGAAUUCACUAGCAGCGGAAACACCCAUCGAAGACAACUUUAUUGACGAGUUACGAACAAUCGAGUCUCCAUAAAAGGAGCUGCGCGAGCUGCAGAGCGAACGAAGAAGGGCGAUCGUAGAAGAAAGCUAAUCGUCAGGCACUCAACAAGAUGCCUGCUCCAACAUCAGCACCGGGUACGGUGGAGGGCCCACCUCGCACUGAAUUGCAGGAAUUACAACUAAAGGCCGAUCAAACUACAGAUGAGUCCCUGGAAAGUACAAGGCGUAUGCUGGCAUUAUGCGAGGAGAGCCACGAGGUCGGGAUGAAAACCCUCGUAAUGCUGGACGAGCAAGGCGAACAACUGGACAGAAUCGAGGAGGGUAUGGACCAAAUCAACGCCGACAUGCGCGAGGCCGAGAAAAAUCUCACAGGAAUGGAAAAGUGCUGCGGCCUCUGCGUUCUUCCAUGCAACAAAGGCGCCAGCUUCAAGGAGGACGAAGGCACGUGGAAAGGGAACGACGACGGUAAGGUGGUGAACAACCAGCCCCAACGGGUGAUGGACGAUCGCAACGGGCUUGGCCCGCAGGGCGGUUAUAUCGCCAAGAUCACGAACGAUGCCCGUGAAACGGAGAUGGAGGAGAAUAUGGGCCAGGUGAACACGAUGAUCGGUAAUCUGAGAAACAUGGCGAUCGAUAUGGGUAGCGAGCUGGAGAAUCAGAAUCGGCAAAUCGACAGGAUCAAUCGCAAGGGCGAAUCGAACGAGACGAGGAUAAAGGUGGCCAACGAGCGAGCCCAUCAACUACUCAAGUAAGGCCACUCUCGACCACUUGCACCCCGUCGGCCACCAACAGCACCAAAUACCAUCAUCACCACUAUCACAAUCACAAUUACAACACUAUCGACAACAACAGUUACAAUAACAACCACAACAACAGCAAUAACAAUAACAACAACCACAACAACAACAACACCAGUGUUUGUAAUAAAACCAGGACUAUCAGCUACAAGUAAUACAUACGAUCGAUUACUCUUUCGUUACUCGUAUAUACCGUUACUUAAGUACUCAUAUAUACUUACUUAAUUUAUUUGCCACUUUAUUUGUCACAAUGUACACCUUGUAUUCAUCGUAUAUACCUAUAGUACAGAGUACGAGUUGACAAAUAUGGCGAUUAACAUCGUUCUAUGAUAUGUUCUCUUUCCGUCCUGCGUUUAAAUUUCUUUUUCUUUCUUUUUUUUUUUUUUUUCCUUCCCCUUUUUUCUUUUCUUUCGAUUUACAAUUUAGCCAAUAAUAAUCGCGUAUAUAUUUAUAAAAAACGCGUAGAACGAUCAUUCAUAUCAAUUUUACUCGCAGUUAAUUGAUUUAUUGUUGUUCGAACGAUCAUCGCCUCGAAAAAGUUAUUGCCUUCUGGGAAAUAAAUUGUACCAUUGUAUGUGCUGUGCCUUUUAUUUUCAACGAAUGUUAAGAGUAAAUUCUAUUUGAAUAUAUCGCUUGUAUUUUUUUUCUUUCUUUCUUUCUUUCUUUCUUUCUUUUGUUUUGUUAUUGUAGUUCGAUUCUUUAUUCGACUAUAUUUCCGUUUCCUUCUACGACCUUUCGUUCUUUUGUUUGAUUUGUUUGAUUUCGUUCGACUAUCCUCGAGUGUAUUUUUUUUUUUUUUUUUUUUCAAAGAAUCUGCUCGAUCGCACCUACGAACCUCAUCUUUAACCCUUAAGAGAGCAAAUUUUCAUCUCUAAACGUAGAAAUAUUUAAGAGAGAAAGUUAGAAGUGAAA